Messenger RNA from Acanthochromis polyacanthus (spiny chromis), 573 nucleotides. RefSeq names its product keratin-associated protein 4-7-like. NCBI's taxonomy places the organism in Eukaryota, Metazoa, Chordata, Actinopteri, Pomacentridae. The transcript has a single exon. The annotation marks the transcript as partial. The record is from RefSeq and is a predicted model, not a curated record. Gene Ontology annotation, cellular component: keratin filament.
AAUGGAUCUGUGUGUCUACGUGUUGUGUGUCUGUGUGUUGUGUCUGUGUGUUGCCUGUCUACGUGUUGCCUGUCUACGUGUUGCGUGUCUACGUGUUGCGUGUCUGCGUGUUGCCUGUCUACGUGUUGCCUGUCUACGUGUUGUAUGUCUACGUGUUGCCUGUCUACGUGUUGUAUGUCUACGUGUUGUAUGUCUACGUGUUGCCUGUCUGCGUGUUGCCUGUCUACGUGUUGUAUGUCUACGUGUUGCCUGUCUGCGUGUUGCCUGUCUACGUGUUGUAUGUCUACGUGUUGUAUGUCUACGUGUUGCAUGUCUACGUGUUGCAUGUCUACGUGUUGCCUGUCUACGUGUUGCCUGUCUACGUGUUGCCUGUCUACGUGUUGCCUGUCUACGUGUUGUAUGUUUACGUGUUGCGUGUCUACGUGUUGCGUGUCUGCGUGUUGCCUGUCUACGUGUUGCCUGUCUACGUGUUGUAUGUCUACGUGUUGUAUGUCUACGUGUUGUAUGUCUACGUGUUGCCUGUCUGCGUGUUGCCUGUCUACGUGUUGUAUGUCUACGUGUUGCCUGUCUGCG